Molecule: messenger RNA, 504 nt
Organism: Mycena indigotica
Lineage: Eukaryota; Fungi; Basidiomycota; Agaricomycetes; Agaricales; Mycenaceae
Product: Nascent polypeptide-associated complex subunit beta
Exons: 3
Coding region: 1-504 (167 amino acids)
Cellular component (GO): cytosol; nascent polypeptide-associated complex
Source: RefSeq, a predicted model, not a curated record
AUGCCGCCACAAUUCGACCCCGAGAAGCUAGCGAAGCUCCAGGCCCAGGCCGCUGCUGCACGGAUCGGUGGGAAGGGCACUGUCCGACGAAAAGUUGUGCGAAAAGCGAAGCCCGCGGGGGUGCAGGACGACAAGAAGCUGCAGGGGGCGCUGAAGAAGCUGAACGUACAGCCGAUUCCUGGGGUCGAGGAGGUGAACAUGUUCAGAGAGGAUGGCAAUGUCCUGCAUUUUAGUGCCCCGAAAGUUCACGCCGCCCUCCCCGCCAACACGCUCGCUGUCUACGGCACCGGCCACGUCAAGGAGCUGACCGAGCUUGUCCCCGGCAUCCUCAACCAACUUGGGCCCGAUUCGCUGGCAUCGCUGCGCAAACUGGCCGAGUCAUACCAGGCAAUCCAGGGCCAAACUGGCGCGCGGCCUGCCGCUGAAGAUGACGACGAUGACGACGUCCCCGACCUCGUCGAGAACUUUGAUGUCGAGGAUGCGGCAAAGGCCAGUCUCGACUAG